Messenger RNA from Mesorhabditis spiculigera, 1635 nucleotides. The record is from the annotation of a GenBank genome assembly. Lineage: Eukaryota; Metazoa; Nematoda; Chromadorea; Rhabditida; Rhabditidae.
AUGGAAAGGACAUUGUUGCCAAACCUGGCGCAGAAGUACGAGGAAAAUUGGCGACCUCUGGAGCCUAAUGACAUCUUCUCGCUGCGUACGGCUAGGCCAGAUUCUUACAAAUUUGGUGUCGGUUGGUAUGAUAACGUGGAAAAGAAGGUGUUCACGACGGUAAAUGACGUCGGAUCUGCCACCUGGACAAUGUCGGAUGGGCGAACUUUUGGAGUGGAGAAAGUAACGAAUGGAAAUGUGACUGUCGAAUUCCAAUGGGUGAAUACCCAGCGAACCUGGACGACUAGGAUAAAUUUCAAAAAUGCUGAUGUGGUUGACAGAAAACGAUACGCGAUAUUUGUAUACUUUAAGGAUGAUGGCAAAACUACGAUUGGGGCUACGUCUGAAAAGUUGUUAAACGGAAAUUCGGAACAAUAUGGAAACUUUACACUAUCAGCUGACCUUUGGGGCGAUGAGGUAAAAGUCUUUACCUUCAAUGUCACGGACGACAUUUACUGGGAAUUUGCCUUCUCCACCUCCAAGGAGAAGCCGUACACAGGCGAGGGUUUUUACCUCGAGUUGAAUACACGAAUUGCGGACUUCAAGAAAAACUUUGAGGACAAAUUUAAAUUUUCGGGAAAAGCACUUCCGGAAUUUUAUGUGGAACUCUCGCGAGCAGCCGUUUCCAAUUUAUUAGCGUCGGAUCGAUACUUUGAGGGAUCGUUGAAAGUGGCUGGGACUUAUAAUACCGAGUUGAUUGAACCCUGGCUGAAUUUAAUAAACGAGCAAUCAGCGAUGAUCUCCGAAGUCUCGAAUAAUCAAAUUGUUUUGGAAGCUCUUGCCGGCCCUCAAAUUUUCUACGCACUGGAUCAACUACUGACUGAUGAGACAAUCCAUAGCCAAAAGGCGUUCUUCAAGCGCUAUUACCCAAGAUUAGAAGCUCAUGCAAAGAACUUGCUACAGCGACUGGACCCUAAUGGAGCCGGACGAUAUUCCUGGCCAUUGCAGGCGAAGUCUUCCCUUUUUGAGGCAACCAAGAAGCACAAGGGAUUUCAUGUCGACGCUCAAAUCUGGGCUUACUAUCUAGCUAAAUCGAUGAGUAAGCUUUCCGCGCAUUUUGCAGCUACAGAGGAAUCUGGUUACUGGAAGAAUGCACAAUUGGUGGCAACAGAAAAGCUUCAAGAAUUUAAGAAUGGCAAUAGAUAUUGCGAUUUUGAGGCGUUAACUACCCAGGAACGCCAACAGAAGUUCAAUUACUACAACUGCCAGACCGCCAAAGCCGUGCUCCCGAUCCUACUCGGCAUCACAAAUAGCAGUCACGAUGAAUUUGAUGAUUUGUUGAAGGAACUAGCCGACAGUGUAAAAAUGGCUUUCCCGAGCAGGUAUCAGGGAUUCAGCCGAUGGGACUUGAUCCAAAUAGCUACCAAUUAUUUCUUCCUAAAAACAGCCUACGAGCAUAUUCACGAAAGCGGACCUCACCAGAGCGAUGCCCACCAACUAUACGGCCAACUGAGGAUGAAUUUGAUUUCGACUGUUGCUGUUGAGUAUCAGAAAUCCGGAAAUUUGAUAGCUGCUUUCCAUGAAAACGGCGACCCCUACAAGACAAAGUCCACCGCUGCCACUUCACUUCUUGCGCUGAUCCUUUCCGAAAAAUAU